CGACUUGCCCUGUGUGUCAUUAUGUUAUCAGUGUGUGACGAUGGUGUGUGGUGGCGGUGAGCGCCGGUGAGGAGUGGUGGACAGUGUCAUGUAGCAGCCGCCGGGAGGCAGUAGACUCUAUGUGUAGCACGCAGCGCGCGCGGGUGUCGAGGAUGCACCUGACGGGCGCCAGCAGCGGCGCCGUGUCGCCCGACACCAGCUCCACGCUCCUGCACGAGACCUACACCAAGAUGACGUCCGACAUCCUCGCCGAGCGCACGCUGGGCGAGUUCCUGUCGGAGCACCCGGGCGAGCUGGUGCGGACAGGCAGCCCGCACUUCGUGUGUACCGUGCUGCCUCCACAUUGGCGGUCGAACAAGACUCUGCCGGUGGCGUUCAAAGUGGUGGCUCUGGGCGACGUGGGCGACGGCACGCUGGUGACGGUCCGCGCUGGCAACGACGAGAACUGCUGCGCCGAGCUGCGGAACAGUUCCGCCGUCAUGAAGAACCAGGUCGCCAAGUUCAACGACUUGAGGUUCGUCGGCCGCAGCGGUCGCGGUAAAUCGUUCACACUGACGAUAACAGUAUCGACGACGCCGCCGCAAGUCACCACGUACAACAAAGCUAUCAAGGUGACCGUGGAUGGACCGAGGGAGCCGAGAUCUAAGACCAUGCUCUCUCUCCUAGGGCAGCAGCAGCAGUUCCACUUCGCCUUCGGACAGCGCCCCUUCCCCUUCCCCCCCGACCCGCUGGGGGGCUUCCGCAUGCCGCCCAUCACUACCUGUCAAAACAUGAGUCAAUUCGGUCUAAGUUCGAGUAACUCGCACUGGGGCUACGGCGGCGCGGGCGCAUACCCGGCGUACCUCCCGUCGUGUGCGGCGCCCGCAGCUUCGCAGUUCAACCCGCCAGCACUCGGGUUUGCCGGGUCAGUGCCGGAUCAGACGCCCACGCAGGACUUCACGGCUAAUAAUACAGUUCUUCCGGACACGACAGGCGUGGACCUAGACCAGCAGUUGUCUGGUCUAGUAGGCUCGUCCCCCUCCCACCACGGCAGUCUGCUACCGCGCUACAACAACAACACCGACUACAGUCUGUCGACGGGUCCGCGGUCACUCAGCGACAACAGCUCGCAGCCCGAGUCGCCAGUCCAGGACGAUUUGCUCACCUCCAACACGUCCACGAACAUCGGCCACAAUCACACAAACAGCUCAAACUUCCCCUCGCUAAUGGGAUCUCAAAACACUUCGUACGGCGGCAGUAACUGCAACAACUCGCUGUACCCCGUCCUGCCGGCGAGCUUGCUCUAUAGUCAGCUAUAUACCGCCGCCAAUCAAACACACAACUUCCACCCGCUACAUUCAAACUCGAUACACUCGACGCAAAACCAUCACAAUGAACUACAAACGAUGAUGGACCAGAUAUCAUCGACGACGAACAAUCACAGACAACACGGGAAUCACGGACAAGACUUGCUCCUAGGCGGCGGCAAUUCUUGCGCGGCGGCCGCAGCCAGGGGCGAGGACGGCCGGGUGAAUAAUCUCGGACAAAGAGGUAAUCCGCAGCCAGACAGCAACACAGUGUGGCGACCCUACUAAACAAUGUGAUGCUCUUUUAUUGUACCCGUACGAACAAUACGUGUUUGUAGAUAUAACGUCUGUGUCGAUACCUCGGGUAUAUCGGUAGUGUGUCCAUUUUGUAUUUUUCAUGUGACGAAAAGUGGUUUUACACUGUUUCGACGUUUCGACUCCUGGUGAAAAUCGUCGUAGGAUGAAUAGAUUGAGGCUGCAACGAAAUAGAUUUUCGAUAACGAAUUAAACACUAAUUUGUAUGUAAAUUAAGAGAUACAGGUGAUUCGAUUAGUUGAAAUAUGUAUGUACCUAGAUCCAAAGUUCACUCCCGUCCUGAAUUUAUACGAUUUUGUUUAUAAAAAUAAUAAAACUAGAACACUUUGGUCAUAGUCUGGAUUAGACUAGAAAAAUAUUUGGAUACGAUAUUGAUGUAAGUAUGUGAAAUGGAGAGAUGAUUUAAAUAGAUCUCAUUACUCGACCUGUGUUUUUGAAAAUAAAUGCGUAAUGGAACCCCGCAUUUGAUAGUGUGUAAAUUAACAUUUAUUUUACUGUUGGCCAAAAAGUAUUGAUCAUUACUAAAACACCAAAGAGUUUAUUUGAAGAGCAGAUCAGUGUAAAUUAAAAAAUAAAAUGGGUUAGCCAACAGAAUUUGUAGAGAUUGCAAGAUGUAAAAAGGAUUUUACUAAUUAUAUAUGUCUUUUAAUGGCAACUUGUAAAUAAGAAGUGUGAAUACUAAUUUGUUGUAAAUGCAUCUUGUAAAGUGCUAUAGAUGUGCAAUUAUGAAGUUGAGUAGAUGUAUACAUACUUAGUUUUAAGACUAUCUGUUGAGUAUGUGAACUGUCCAUUUGUAGAUAUGUUUUCUUUAGUUUUGUUACAAAAUUAUAAUGUCUAGUUUGCAAAUUUUCAUAUUGUUAUUUCCUAAGUAAUGCGGCUUAUUGUUUUGCAUGAUGUCAAAACAUUAGCGAUGAAAUAGAUUUAUUUUAAACUGACACCAAAAUUCAAAGUUGUUUACUUUUAAAUGGUUUUUUAAUGUUUUUAGAAGGCCUUCCUAUAUGUUUAAUAUAAUCUAUAAUUAUAAUACUUUGUGCAAUAUAAUUAACAUUGGAUGUACUUCGUAACGUUGGUUUAAAUUGCAUAGCAACUCAUUUGUCGUUCUCGCUUCACGUUAUAAUUAUUUCUGUUGACUACAAGUAGAGGAAUUCAUUUUACAAUAAAUAAAAUCUACAAAUUC
Molecule: messenger RNA, 2778 nt
Organism: Helicoverpa zea (corn earworm)
Lineage: Eukaryota; Metazoa; Arthropoda; Insecta; Lepidoptera; Noctuidae
Gene: RunxA
Product: runt-related transcription factor 3
Exons: 5
Coding region: 120-1574 (484 amino acids)
Biological process (GO): regulation of DNA-templated transcription
Cellular component (GO): nucleus
Molecular function (GO): RNA polymerase II cis-regulatory region sequence-specific DNA binding; ATP binding; DNA-binding transcription factor activity, RNA polymerase II-specific
Source: RefSeq, a predicted model, not a curated record